Messenger RNA from Eremomyces bilateralis CBS 781.70, 189 nucleotides. RefSeq names its product cytochrome c oxidase family protein-like protein. NCBI's taxonomy places the organism in Eukaryota, Fungi, Ascomycota, Dothideomycetes, Eremomycetales, Eremomycetaceae. The record is from RefSeq and is a predicted model, not a curated record. The transcript has 4 exons. Gene Ontology annotation, biological process: mitochondrial electron transport, cytochrome c to oxygen. The coding region runs from base 1 to 189 and encodes 62 amino acids.
AUGGCUGUCAAACCCAUCACUGGUAUGCUCCGACGGGGCUUGGUUAUCGACCUGAGUGUUUCAAUUGGUCUUGGUACAGCAGCUGGCUACGCCUGGUGGUACGGAUACCAUGUCCCGGCCGUGCGACACCGCGACGCUUUCUACGCGAAGAUCGAGCAAGAGAGGCAAUCGGCGUUGGCUUCUCAAUGA